Molecule: messenger RNA, 4399 nt
Organism: Aptenodytes forsteri (emperor penguin)
Lineage: Eukaryota; Metazoa; Chordata; Aves; Sphenisciformes; Spheniscidae
Gene: CRACD
Product: KIAA1211 ortholog
Biological process (GO): negative regulation of barbed-end actin filament capping; maintenance of gastrointestinal epithelium
Source: RefSeq, a predicted model, not a curated record
GCCCUGUGCCUGUUUGUCCACAGACAAGAAAAAAGCAGGCAAAUUCCAGCCUUUCAAGAAGCUCUUUGGUAAGAGGAAGAAAAGAGAGCCCACGUCAGACUGCGAGGAAGCCAAACUGAAGCCCAGCCACUCCUUCGGCAACGUCUGCAACGGCACCUUCUCCUCCGAUGAAGAGCCAAACAGUGGUCUGAGGUCCUCCCAUUAUUCUAUGGGCAGUCGAGCUUUUUCCCAUGACAGUAUUUUUAUACCUGAUGGGAGAACAGAAAGUGAACAGGCCAUCCAAGCAAUGUCACAGGAGAACGUUUUAGGAAAAGUCAAAACUCUUCAGCAACAGUUGGCCAAGAAUAUAAAAUUUGGGCAGCCUCCACAAAUGACAGUUUCUGUGAGGACAAUGGGGGAGGCAAACGCUAGUAUGGAAGAGGAUGCAUUGCUCAAAAGCCCCAUGGAGAUUGAGGCUCAGCAGGACACAGUGAUCUCAGACAGUGGUAAUAAAUCCACUGACACCCCAGCUUUGUUGAGAACAAUGAAUUUGCCUGGAACAAGACAUGAAGUGGAAGAAAAGGUCACUCCAGUCAAAUCAUCUCGGCCAAAAAGACAAUUUUCCUGUUCUGGCACAAUUGAAACAAUCAAUUUGGAUGCAGUUCCCCAGGCUGUUGCUCGUCUAGACAACAGUGCAGCUAAACACAAGCUGUCAGUGAAGCCAAAAAAGCAGAGGGUGUCAAGAAAGCACAAGAGAUUAACAAAGGGAUCACAAAGUUUAACAAUAACAGAAUUUGAGCCGGAGGACCUAGAAACUCAGCUGUAUGGAGACAGAUACCCAGGUUAUAAUGGACACAUCAUAGCAGACAAGCUAAUCCAGAACAGAGAUGAGCAGAAACAGCUUCAGCUGGCAGAGGAGAAAAGAAUUGAAGAUCGCUGGGGGAUCUUUGAGGCCGAAAGGAUAAGGCAGAUUGUAGAAAUGGAAGAACAAAGAGAAAUGGAAGAACAAAAGUGCCAAGAACUUGAGCAGAUGCAAAAAGAGCAGGAGAGAAGGCAUUGUGAAGAAGAGAGGCAGUAUCUCCUUGAAGGAGAGACAUCUUUGAAAAUAGAAGAGCAGACAUGCCAUAAAGAGGAGAGAAGACUGCUGGAGGCUGAAAAGAGGCAAGAGCUGGAGAAGCAGAGGCAGAAGGAGUUGGAGGAGCAACAGAGACAAGAGCUGGAGGAGCAGAAGCGACAGGAACGGGAGGAGCGACAGAGACGAGAGCUGGGAGGACAGGCAACAGGAGUGGGAGGAGCACGAGAGCUGGAGGAGCAGAAGCUCCAGGAACAGGAGGAGCAACAACGAGAGCUGCAGGAGCAGAAGCGACAGGAAUGGGAGGAGCGACAGAGACGAGAGCUGGAGGAGCAGAAGCUCCAGGAACAGGAGGAGCAACAGAGACGAGAGCUGGAGGAGCAGAAGCUCUGGGAACAGGAAGAGCGGAGAUGUCAGGAGUUGGAGGAGCGGAAGAGGCAAGAGCUAGAGGAGCAGAAGCAUCAGGAAUGGGAAGAGCAGAGGCGCAAGGAGCUGGAGGAGAAACAGAGACGAGAGCUGGAGGAGCAGAAGAGGCUAGAGCUGGAAGAAUUAAGGCAACACGAGAUUGAAAAACAGUGUCAAGAGGAAGAAGAAAGAAAUUGGCUGGAGGAACAAAAAGACCUCGAACAAAAUAAGGAAGAAAAACAGAGGCGAGAGCUAGAAGAGCUUCAAGAAGCUGAAAUAAAACUGAAGCAGGAGAAAGAAGCUGACAGCCUCAAACAACAGAAGAAACAGGAGGAACAAAGGCAGCAUUUGAAGGAGAAAGGAGAAAAGACAGAGAAGGAACAACCCCAGCAAGUAACAGAUAAGAAAAAGAAAUGGGAAGAGCAGAGAAAACACAAGCUCACGAAACAAAUGCACAUGGAAAGUGCAGAGGGUGUGCAACAAGAUGAACUGAAGCAGCAAAAGGAACAAAAUGAACGAGAAUGGAACAAGCUGGAAGAGCAGAAGGUAGACACAGAAGGACAAAAUCUUCAGCAAAACCAACAAGAAAAAUCCUUAGAACAGCAACAGGACAAGGAUCAGUUGUGUUCUGGAGGGGCUGAUAGGCAUGUGGUAGAGGAGAAGCUCCAAGAAGGAUCAAGAUCCCAAAAACUCAAACAGCCAGAAAAAGGGAAUAAAACAGCAGAAGAAGUCCUAGCCCAGAAACUGAAGAGAGAAGUUGAGGCUCAGGAACAAAAGCGAAUAGGGGAAGAACUUAGGUGGCAAGAGGUAGAUGAAAGACAAACUGCAUCCAGACCCUUCACAUUUCAAGUGUCUUCUGGAGAUAAACAGAUCAUAUUUCAGAAAGUAAAUCUGAGUCCAGUCAUGCCCGUCAGAGGAGCAGGACUCUCUUCUCCAUCCAUCAAAGACUGCAGGAUGCAUGCUUCCAGCAAGGGCUCUCAUACACUCCCGUCAUCUGUGUGUGUACCCCAUACAGCUAUUUUGGUUACUGGAGCACAGCUGUGUGGCACAGCAGUUAACUUGAACCAGAUAAAGGACACAGCUUGUAAAUCAUUACUUGGCUUAACAGAAGAGAGAAAAAAUGUGGAUAUUCCUUCACCAGAGAAGGCCCAGAAAAAAACCCAGGAUCCCAAACCCAGCAGCAGUAAAAUGAAAUAUGCACAAGAGACAUUGAACAACCAGGCUGUACUAGCUGAGUGGGCUUCUAUCCGCUCCAGGAUCCUAAAGAAUGCAGAAAACAGCAAAUAUAACGAGAGAGACCGAGUAAGUGUCUGCAGACACAGUGAUGACUGGACACCCCGAGGACGGGGUGCUCCCCAUGGUAACUUGAGGAAAACCCUCUCUGCAAAUGCGAAGUUCUCGAUAACACCAGCAUGGCAGAAAUUUUCAGAAGCUUCAAAAACCAGUUCAGAUGCUGAGAAUGUAAGUGCAGCAACAGGCAAUGAAACAGUGGCUGUGGGAAGAAUCACUGGCUCAUCCUCUGAUUUGAAGGAGGAUGUGGCUUCCACUUUUAAGGAUAACUUAGCUGAAAAGGCUAAGGAGAAAAUGGAAACCCAUAGUGAAAUGACAGACAACACAGAAGGCUGUAAAUUUGCAAAAGAUCUUCCAUCUUUCCUUGUUCCAAGUUUUCCUCAUUCUCCGAGUAAAGAAUUAGCCCAGGCAGAACUUCGCGGUGCUCUGGAAAAUCAGCAGAAUAACAGCACAAAAAAAGCAGAUAAACCAGCACCAAAUGGAGAAGAAAAUAUUUCUCCUUUUGGGAUAAAGUUACGAAGGACAAACUACUCUUUACGUUUCCAUUAUGAUCAACAGGCAGAGCAAAGGAAAAAGAAAAGAUACAGUGCCGGAGAUAGUUUUGAUGGUGUGCCUGACCCACUAGUUACAACAGAAGGUGAGAAAGAAUCCUCUGGUUUUGCUCCACCAGAGAGUACAUCCCCUGGCAUGGGGAGAGCAAACGUCCCUGGUAUUUUAAAAGACUCAAAAGACUCUUCAAUUACUGUGGUGGAGAUUUCACAACCAGCAUGCACACCAGUGGUCCUACCAGCCACUGGUCAGAGUGCUUUACCCCCUCAUGAGAAACCAGCAUGCAAGUCACUGGUCCCACAGAAACCUGCUUUAGCUCCAAAGCCCACCAGCCAGACACCACCAUCGUCUCCUCUCUCUAAAAUGAACAGAUCAAACCUAGCUGAUAUGCUAGGGCAAAGGUUGGUUAAAGCUGAAUCGGAUGGUGGCUGGAGAAAAGAAGACAGAGCAAAUGCAGUGCACCCCACACCAUCCAAUGAGUACAAAAAUGAAGAGGAAGAAAUCAGAGAAAAGAAGUCGUUUUUCCCAUCUAUAAGUAUUCCAUGGAGAGAAAAAAAUGACAAAAAGCCUGAGCCAUUGAAGAAGGAAAAACCUGUCCUCCAGAGCAGGCACUCUUUAGAUGGCUCUAAAUUGAUGGAAAAAGUUGAAACUUCACAACCACUUUGGAUUACAUUAGCGCUGCAAAAGCAAAAGGGAUUUCGUGAACAGCAAGCUACGAGGGAGGAGAGGAAACAAGCCAGAGAGGCCAAGCAAGCAGAGAAGCUGGCUAAAGAAAAUGCUGCUGUAAGUAAUCAGUCAGAUAAUAAAAGCAGCAGCAGCAAAACAAGCACACUGCAGAAAUCUACACCUCAAGAAGGGGAAAAGAAAAUUGAGACUGCUGUGUCAAGACUAGAAAGAAGGGAGCAGCUAAAAAAGUCAAACACCCUUCCAACUUCUGUGACAGUGGAAAUUUCAGAUUCUGUUCCGUCAACCCCACCGGCAAAGGAGGUGGCCAAGAGAUUCUCUACGCCUGAUGCUAACCCUGUGUCAACAGAACCAGCCUGGCUUGCGUUAGCCAAGAGGAAAGCAAAAGCCUGGAGUGACUGUCCACAGAUCAUAAAGUAA